AUGGCGGCUGUGGAUAUCCAAGAUAACCUGCUGGGAAUCUCAUGGGUUGACAGUGCCUGGAUCCCCAUUUUGAACAGUAGUAGUGUCCUGGAUUACUUUUCAGAAAGAAGCAACCCUUUCUAUGACAGGACAUGCAACAAUGAAGUAGUAAAAAUGCAGAGACUAACAUUAGAACACUUGAAUCAGAUGAUUGAAGUGGAAUACAUCCUUCUCCAUGCUCGAGAACCAAUUCUUUUUAUUAUUCGUAAGCAGCAACGGCAGUCACCUAGUCAAGUUAUCCCUCUAGCUGAUUAUUACAUCAUUGCUGGAGUGAUUUAUCAGGCACCAGACUUGGGCUCAGUUAUAAAUUCCAGAGUGCUUACUGCAGUGCAUGGCAUUCAGUCAGCUUUUGAUGAAGCUAUGUCAUACUGUCGAUAUCAUCCCACCAUCCAUUUCUUGUGGCGUCUGGCAAAGGUCCUGACUUCCUUCUCUCUGAGCUGA
Elephantulus edwardii (Cape elephant shrew) is the source of this 480-nucleotide messenger RNA. Its product is annotated as mediator of RNA polymerase II transcription subunit 6-like. The transcript has 2 exons. Bases 1 to 480 code for a protein of 159 amino acids. The record is from RefSeq and is a predicted model, not a curated record. Gene Ontology annotation, cellular component: core mediator complex; mediator complex. Gene Ontology annotation, biological process: regulation of transcription by RNA polymerase II. NCBI's taxonomy places the organism in Eukaryota, Metazoa, Chordata, Mammalia, Macroscelidea, Macroscelididae. Gene Ontology annotation, molecular function: transcription coactivator activity.